GCCUCUUUUCGGCCCCCUUAGAUUUGAAUGUUACAUCCUGAAAAUCAAGUGAUUGUCAGCAGUAGCAAGAUCAGGUUUUGAUCCUUUGAAAUCCGAAUCAAAGGACAACCAUUUACUCUACUCAGCCGGAUGUUAAGGUGUCAGAUCCGUUUGCAGCUGAAUGACCAAGCUAUUUGGUAGCAAUUAUCACCGUUUUACACGAGAGGGAAUUACAAAAGGCCCCGCGUUAUCACCGUUGCUGGUCAGCCCUUAUCUGUUGCGGCUACUUACAAUUUUUCGACAGCCUCAGUACCCGACCCAUUGUUGCCACGAACGAAGGCCAGAAAUAAAGACUUACUUGUUAUAGUUGCGAUUCCCAAUCAUCAGCUCCAGACAUCGGCAAACAUUACGAUGAAGAGUUUUUUGGCGUUGGCUUUAUUCUGCUGCUGCGCAUUUCCGUUUGUGAUCGGAACACGGUUUGUUUGCUACUUUCCGAAUUGGACGUUUUAUCGACCAGAUGCAGGCAAUUUUAAAGUGUCAAAUAUCGACCCAUUUUUGUGCACCGAUUUGGUCUAUUCUUUUGCUGUGCUCGAUGGCAGCACCUACGAGAUCAAAAUCUUUGAUUCGUGGGUCGACAUUGACAAUAAAGGCUAUGCCGAUUUUGUGGCACUGAAAUCACGCAAUCCGCAGUUAAAGACAACGAUCGCCAUUGGAGGAUGGACCGACUCUCACGACGGCACCACCAAAUAUUCAGAUUUGGUGGCUAGUCCGACCAAUCGAGCGAUUUUCGUCCAAUCCGUCGUGAAAUUUCUCCAAAAUUAUCAAUUCGAUGGCCUCGAUCUCGACUGGGAGUAUCCUAGUGGUGAAUCAGACAAGGCUGGAUUCGCAGACUUAAUGAGAGAACUUCGAAACGCUUUUGGGACGAAAUAUUUGCUAACGGUCGCCGUAGCAGCAAAUUCGACCAUCAUCGAUAAAGGUUAUGAUGUACCAGCAAUGGCACAGACGGCUGACUACAUCAAUUUAAUGGCGUACGACAUGCAUGGCGCGUGGGAGCCGCAAACAGAUCACCACGCUCCGCUAUACAAACGAGACUGGGAGACUGUCGACAAUAACAUUGAUUAUAUUGUCAAAUAUUGGAUUGAUAAAGGCCUUUCUGCAGACAUGAUCAACAUGGGGAUUCCACUUUACGGCAAGAGCUGGACACUUGGUACAAGUGUCGAACCAGAUUUCCAGGCACUAAGUGCUGGCGAAGGGGCGGCCGGUCCGUUCACGGGUCUUGCUGGAACUUUAGGAUACAACGAAAUUUGUAAAUACGUCAAAACAGACGGAUGGCAAUCUGUUGAUGAUCCCGAUCAACUCAACGGUCCCUACGCCGUCUCGGCAAGCAAUCCCAAAACCUGGGUUAGUUACGACGACACGAAAAUGGCAGGUGUCAAGAGCCAAUACGUCCUUGAUAAUCAAUUGGGAGGGGCUAUGGUCUGGGAUAUUAGCACAGACGACUUCCACGACAGGUGUGGAGACGGAGCCAAUCCUCUCAUGACUACAAUUUCCCAAACUGUCAUUUCCAACGGUUCCCGUUUUAUUUGCUAUUUUCCUAAUUGGGGCUAUUAUCGUACAGGUGAUGGCAAAUACGUUGUGGACAACAUUAACGCCAGUCUUUGCACCGAUUUGGUGUAUGCCUUUGCAGUCCUGGAUGAAAAAACUUACAAGAUUGUAGAAUACGAUCCUGAUGUCGAUUUAGGAACGCAACAAUUUUAUGCGAAAUUUGUCGAUCUCAAGAAGCAAAAUCCAAGCCUGAAGACUACAAUUGCCAUUGGAGGUUGGACCGAUUCUCACGAUGGGAGCGACAAGUAUUCCAAAAUGGUGGCCAGUUCUACCAAUCGAGCCACUUUUGUGACGUCAGUUAUGGAAUUCCUUACAAAGUACAAAUUUGAUGGGUUGGACAUCGAUUGGGAAUAUCCAAGCGGCCCUUCAGACAAAGAAGGACUUGCCGAAUUGAUGAAGGAACUUCGGGCCGAGUUUGGAUCCCGAUAUUUGCUAACCGUCGCUGUGGCUGCCAAUCAAAUCGUUAUUGAUCAAGGGUAUAAUGUGCCAGUCAUGGCUGAGACAGCUGAUUACAUCAAUGUCAUGGCGUACGAUAUGCACGGACCAUGGGAACUUUUAACCGACCAUCACGCCCCAUUGUACCAAAGAGACUGGGACACUGAUCUAACCAAUAAUGUGCACUCUGUCAUUAAUUAUUGGAUAGCUGAAGGUCUGCCGGCGUCCAAAAUCAUGAUGGGUAUACCUCUUUAUGGCAAAAGCUGGACGCUCAACUACACCUACACCGAGGAUGCAACACUUCCAGCACCGGGUUUCGGACCAGGGGCCCCUGGACCUUUGACCAAAGACUCUUCUGGCUAUUUAGGCUACUACGAAAUUUGUAAUUCUGUCAAAAAUGAAGGCUGGGAGGUAGUUGUUGACCAGGAAUUCAAAAUCGGCCCGUACGCGUCAUCGCCCAACGUACCCAAGACUUGGGUCGGUUACGAUGAUCCGGCUAUGGCUAAUGUCAAGAGUCGCUACGUACUAGACAAUGGACUGGGUGGAGCCAUGGUUUGGGAUAUCAGCACAGAUGAUUUCAGAAACACUUGUGGCGAAGGAGUCAAUCCUAUUAUGACAAACAUUUCGCGUACGGUUGGAGUGGGAGUAUCGUCUACGACGACCUUCAAGCCCAGUGUGACAUCGACGACGACUGCCACAUCCACUAGCGUGUUGACAUCGACGAGUAGCAGUGGCGAGACAUCUACUGCAGCAGCGCCUAAAUCGACCACGAAACUUUCGACUUGGCCGAGAACAACAACAGCAUGGACAACACGGAUGACGAUUUUCAACACACCGUUCAGUCCUAGCAGUGGGGAUCAAAUAACUAGCCAUGGAAACCCAUUUAUGUUGUUGAUUUUUUUCGUUCUAUUAAUGCGUAUGUUAAAUAGAUUGUAGUAAACGUAAGCAUUAAAAUAUUACUUAUCAUAUUAUAUAUUCAAAUUGCUUGAUUCGACUCGUAAUACAAUUUUAAGUAUAACUAA
This is a messenger RNA of Daphnia magna, 3041 nucleotides long. RefSeq names its product probable chitinase 10. Gene Ontology annotation, biological process: carbohydrate metabolic process; chitin catabolic process. Gene Ontology annotation, molecular function: chitin binding; chitinase activity. Gene Ontology annotation, cellular component: extracellular region. The record is from RefSeq and is a predicted model, not a curated record. Bases 391 to 2955 code for a protein of 854 amino acids. NCBI's taxonomy places the organism in Eukaryota, Metazoa, Arthropoda, Branchiopoda, Diplostraca, Daphniidae. The transcript has 8 exons.